Molecule: messenger RNA, 2772 nt
Organism: Strongyloides ratti
Lineage: Eukaryota; Metazoa; Nematoda; Chromadorea; Rhabditida; Strongyloididae
Exons: 2
Coding region: 1-2772 (923 amino acids)
Source: RefSeq, a predicted model, not a curated record
AUGGAUAAUCAUAAUGAUCAAAAUGAAACUCCUCUCUUUGAAGAGGAAUUAGAGGAUAAUGUUAAUUUAAAUAAGGAAGAAGAAAUAGAAGAAUUACAGGGUGUUGAUGAUCAAAUUGAGGCAUAUAAUAGUGUUAAAAGAAGACGCAUGGAUAGUAGUGGUCUUGUUGAUAGCGAAGUAGUUGGUGAAGAAUCAGAGUUAAUUGAAGAAGAUGAGCUUAUUGAUGUUGAAGGUGAUGAUGGUUUACCGCCUGAAACUAUUGUUUAUGAUAAUAAUCAACCAUAUGUAUUGGAAAGAGAAGAUAGUAUUGGAAGAAAAGGUAGAAAACGUAACUCGUCUCAAGGAUUUGCACAAUCAUCGACUCCAAGAGUUUUUACUGUUCAGUCUGAUGGAACGCCAGUACCAUUAACCCCACAAAGGCAAUAUUAUAACACUAGGGGACAAGGUAGAGGACGUACAAGUUUAAGUGAAUAUGAUGGUACAUCAUCAUCAAUAAAUCGUAGGAAUACAGAAAAAAUUGACUGGAAUAAUGAACAAGUUGAAGAAAUUGUUCAAAGAUAUGAAGAAAAUCCAAGAUGUGGUAAUAUGAGAGAUGUUGCACGUCAAAUUAGUACUGUUACUGGUACAUAUAUAUCACACUCAACUGUUUUUAAACAACUUCAAAAAAGACGACGAGCUCGAGAAGCUGAAGGUAGUGAGUAUAAUGAAACACAAUCUUAUGAAUAUGAAUAUUAUGAUCAGGAUAGUUAUGCUGAUGAUUCAAAAUAUCAGGAUACGAGUACUGAUUAUCAUAAUACGACUGGAAAUUCUUCUAUGCUUAAUAGUUCAAAUGUUACUCAAAUUUCAACUGGUACUCCAAAAGUUUUUAUGCUUAAGAAAGUUGACAAUAGUUCGGGAACUGGACCUAGAUAUAAUCCUGUUGAAUUGACACCGGCUGAUGAGAAGCCAAUAUUUAAAAAACCAUCUAACCAAAGGAUGGGUGAAAAAGCAGGUUCUGAAGAAAACUAUGAUCAUGUAGAGAAUAGGUUUCAUGGAAUGAUGAAAACACCCUUAGAAAGUUUAAAUGUAAAAAUUUUGCUAACAGGACGUUUUACUGAAUCCAUUCUAGCUAUACCAGAGGAAAAUGGACUUUACCGUGAGUAUUUUCUUACAAAUACCAGACAAGAUGGUAGAGUAAGAUAUUAUCGUUGUAGUAAGUGUUGUAGAUUACGCAAGACGUAUAAAGAUAUUAUUGAACCAAAAAUAAAAGUUCUUGAUGGUUGUAUUCUUGGUGAUUUUAGAAGUAUUGUUCAUCAUGAAGAAUGUAAACCAAUAACAGAAUUAGAAGCAACUGUUAAACAAAUUGAUAGAGAUUGUCGUAGACGUGUACGUAAUGGAGAAAUGACACCUCAUGAAAGUUGGAUUGAAGGUAGAGAAAGGCUGGUACGUCAUUUAACGGCUAAUAUGCCAAAAGGAUCCGAACAACCUAGUUAUGAAGCUUUAGCCAAUCUUUUUCCAUCAUAUAAAAAAGUAAAACAGCAAUAUUUUAGGCAUAAAAGAAUGGGAAAAGUUGAUAAGCCUAAACAAAGUAAAGCCUCAAAAAUGGCUAUGGAUGAUAAACAAUUUGGAAAUAUGUUGAAGAAGUAUAAACUCACAUUAAGAGGUUUAGAAACAAAUAGUGCUGAUGAAACUUUUCUUUUAAUGUGUGAUCGUGGUCAAGGAAUUCUUGUUUUUGCUUCAGACAAAGAUCUUCGUCUUGGCGGUGAAAGUGAUAUUCUUUGUGGACGUAGCUCAAGUGAAAUUGGUUGCGAAGAUGGUAAGAAAACUGUAUAUACUGUUCAUGCAAAAUUAAAUAUUGCUGAUGCCUUUGAAUGGGUACCAAUAUUAUAUGCAGUUAUUGAAAGACGUGAUCAAAAAAAUUUCUUUGAUAUAUUUGCUUUAAUAACUCAAAGAUGGCAUGAAAUGGGUGUUAGUCCACGAUUUGAAAGGUUUUUCUGUGAGUUUGAUCGUCACCAAAUUCAAGCAGCUUCUGAAGCAUUUGGUGCACAAUUUGUUUCUGUUUUAUAUAUGGAUUAUUUAAGAGUUGUUCUUAACACAACGAAAAAUUUUCAUUUAAAUAAAUAUUUAGGGGAUCCAAACACGGCUCUUGAACCAAUACGAUUUUGGGUUCGAUCAAUGUGUUGUGUACCAUUAUUACCACCUAAUUAUGUUAUACCAUUUUGGAGAUUUGUUCUUGCUAAAGCACCUGUACUGUCUGAAUCUGAAAUAGGUGAUGAUCUCGAAGAUAUAAAUAAGCAAAUGAGUGUUAUGUUAGGACUAAUAAACGAAAAUUGGAUGGAUGAAGGAAUAAUAAAAAAUUGGAAUCAUUGGUGUUCUGGAAGAUAUACAGCAAUACCAUAUCCUCCUGGAUAUGAUGAUUAUAUGCAUAAAAAUGGUCUUGCUUUUAGUGAACCUCUUCAUAUAACAAAUAUUCUUCAUACUAUUCAUACAAUGCAAGCAGCUUAUGAAGAAAACUCUUCUAUAUUGCAAGAAAAUCCAACAAGUGCUAUCGUUCUCAGUCAAGAUUACAAAGAAUUUGAUAUUAAGUUAAGUUCUUUACAAGAAACUUUUGAACAGGAGCUAGAAAAUAUUAUUGGACCAAAUGGCACCGUUGGUUGGACAGCUGUUAUACCAAUAUUGGAGAAAUAUAUAAAAAAUGUUGUAGACAUAAUAAUACCACUUAAAGAUGCUAAAUUAGAUUUUGAAGAUUUAAAUGGUGAUAAUGGCAGUUCUCAGGAUGUUGAAGUGGAGUGA